This is a messenger RNA of Scatophagus argus, 1546 nucleotides long. It is a transcript of the gene tmem192, whose product is annotated as transmembrane protein 192. The coding region runs from base 130 to 903 and encodes 257 amino acids. Gene Ontology annotation, cellular component: lysosomal membrane; late endosome. The transcript is spliced from 6 exons. Lineage: Eukaryota; Metazoa; Chordata; Actinopteri; Scatophagidae. The record is from RefSeq and is a predicted model, not a curated record.
AUAAAAUAGGGGAACCGGAAGUGUACAAUAUUUGCCUGCCCGCCCCUUUUAUAGCAUGUAAGCUAAUGCUUGUUUGUUUUUGUUUCGUAAUUUCAUCCUUAAAAACGUCAAAACGGACAUCAAAACAAAAUGGAGUCAAAGCUGACAGGAGCCUCAGUGGAUUUGUCACGGAGCUUAGAGGAAGACUCUUUGGUGGAUGGACCCCUGAUCUCCGCUGACGCCCUCCAUUCUGCCAUCAGGAGACAGUUUCAGACUGUACCAACACCCUGCCACGCCGGCCUGCUGUCACUGCUGCAUGUUGCAUAUGUGGUGUUGUCAAUAUGUGUGGGAGUGCUGUGUGUGCUGAAAUAUGGCCAAGAGCAGGUCUGUAUGAGUAUUCUGGGCAAUGUACAAGGCGACAGUGUCAUUUUGUUUGGCAAGGUGGGUUUAUGGGUGCUGGUGCUGCUGUUCACCGGGUGUGCGCAGCACCACCACAGCCGGGCCAGAGGCAGAGGAUACCUACGAUUCUACAGACAGAUGCAGGGGCUGAAGCUCCUGCCGCUCACCAUACACUCUGCAGGGAACGUUCUGCUGCUGGUUGUUCUGGCUGCACGAUUACCAGCAAAUGUGCACAUCUACUUGCUGCUCAGCGUCCUUGGGUUGGAGCUCUUGGUGGCGUUGCCAUGUCUGCUGUAUUACACAGUCAAAGUGAUGCAGUUCAACAGGGAGCGAGCUGCACCAGACGUGAACCAAGAAGAACAUUCACACAACUUUAGUAUCACAAGCCUUCCGACUGAGACCGGCUUCAGAGAGGGCUCCAGUCUGGAGGAGGUGGUGGAGAAGCAGGCCGACCUGAUAGAGUACCUGAAACAGCGCAACAUCUUGUUGAGCAAGAGGCUGCUCAACCUGACCGCUCAGCACUGACCGCAGCCUGGCCUCCUCCUCCUCUUCCUCCCCCCUCCCUGUGAACCAGCCACCACACACCCAACCCGGGAGCCAGAGCCCAAACAUUUUAACUCCCUGCUCUCUUAACGCAAAGGAGAGGGGGAUCAGUGAAAGAGAGGACAGAAGUGAGAAGAAACACUGGAUAAAAAGACUAAAAGUAAGGAAAUCCCUUUCCACACAAGCACCUGUGCGCACAGACUUAAAAUGGGAGGGAUCCAAAUCUCACCUGAGAUGGACAGAUAACGCAGGAGGAGGCGAGCUCUGAGUGGAGGACAGUAAAAGAAGCAAAGUGGGAGGUGGAGGAGUGGAGUCAUGGGUCACAGAUCAGAAGUGAGGGGGUUUUUUAUCACUGUCAUAUGACCCCCAGUGACCCACGUGUGCUGCCGCUUGUGUUACUGUGAGAGAGACAGAAGAGUUUUAGAGAUCAUCUGCACUAAGGAGGAACUGAAGAGUCAAACAGCAGAAAUAGGUUGAGGAGUGCUAUAAAAUGUCUGUAAGUGCUAUUUUAUGUCUGAAUGUGUGUGUAAAUGCUCUGUUUGGUAGCAGUUUUUCUAUUUCUUCGGUUGCUGUGUUUUCCUAGUUGUGACCCGAUUCCAAUAAAUCUUUAAUGUUCUCAAGUCUA